AUGGACGAUCCAGGUCUAAGAUGGCCUUAUUGGAAGUUUGGGUACAAGAGAGAUGAUCUCUUCACCAAGCUGCACGACCAGUACAACACCACAGUGCAAUACAUAUCCGACCCGGUUGCUUUCCAGCACGAUGUCUUUGAACUCUCACACGAGGCAUCCACUGCCAAUGAAUUCCACCAACUCAUGGCCGCACGCAAGGAACACCGUCUCAACGAGCUCAACCGGUCGCUAGAGUCAGCAUCUUUUGAGAUCAUCGCCAACCCAGCUCUUAUUGGAACCGAACAGUGGCAGCAUGCUGUCCAGCUCUUCCGCACCCGGAGUCUCGAUUCGCUUGUUCGCUACUUUGCAUCCUAUCUACCUGAAGAUCACCCAUGGCACCACUCGGACACCUCUUCUGCAUCGUCUCUCUCGGGGGACUCUGAGAGCGUCGAUGACGAAUCAACAUCCCACUCAGAGAACACGAUGUUCUUUGAUGAGGAUCUCGACUCAAAAUUCGAAUCAUACCAGGAUCCCUUUGAAGCCGAUGAACAAAAACAAAUGGGAUCUGUUCCUGAAGCGACCGAGGCGUCUACAAAGUCAACCAAUGCUGGACGAACCGAUGAAUACCCCUUCGAAUUUGUCCUUACACCUUCUCGCACUCUCUCAUUCUCUGACUCCGAACCUGAUCUGUUCCACCUCAAGGACUCAUGCCCAUCACUGCAUGACGACGAUGCCUCGCAGACGUCUGCCUCAAGUGUGUCUGAUAUUUCGGAAACUCAGCACCAGAAAGAGCUUCUCGCGGAACAGGAUAUUGAGAUCGUUAAGCAUCACACUCAAUACUUCUCAGAACCUCAAAGCCUCUCAAAGGAUGAUGUUUUGGAAGAAUCUGAGACGCCCACCCCAAAACCCAGGGCCGACGCCGGCGAAUGCUUCUUCUUGAAACCGAAGCCAUCACCAUUAUCAGCGUCGGCACGAAUCCCAGGUCGACGUGAUACCUCACCCUUCCGAAAUCACAUUCUAUCUAAUGCCGCAACAGCAUCGUUUGAGAAUUCUACAACAACAGCAGCAACAACAACAACAACAGUCACUACUGUAAGUCGUCGGCAAAUGGAACAACAGUACAGCCAGACACAAUCGCCAUCACCAGCUCGGUCGCGCCGUCGUGACUACAGCCCGAUUGGCAAGGGCAGGAGCCACAGUGCUGCAGUCACUAGUGGUAGAGUGCAGAAGCUCUCUGAUUCCAUACGCUCAAGAAACAGGGGUAGAAGGAGUGAACUUUUAUAG
This is a messenger RNA of Pyricularia grisea, 1263 nucleotides long. RefSeq lists its product as uncharacterized. Bases 1 to 1263 code for a protein of 420 amino acids. NCBI's taxonomy places the organism in Eukaryota, Fungi, Ascomycota, Sordariomycetes, Magnaporthales, Pyriculariaceae. The transcript has a single exon. The record is from RefSeq and is a predicted model, not a curated record.